AUGGUUAAAUGGGCUUCAUUAUUGACUCAGACUGAUCGUCCUCCUAUGACUCUUAAAAUUAGAGGAAGGACUUUCUCAGGUCUAGUAGAUUCUGGAGCCGAUAUUUCAGUAAUAGCUUCCCAGCCUUGGCCUAAUACCUGGCCCACGCAAGCAACCUCUAGUUCGGUAGAAGGAAUAGGUUUUGUGAUGGCAGAAGAAAUUCGACAAAGUAGUAUGCCACUUAAAUGUGAGGGACCAGACGAAUUAGAAAGAAUUAUCCAGACUUUCAUCUUAAAUACCCCCAUUAAUCUUUGGGGAAGAGACCUCUUGCAACAAAUCAUGACAAAAAUGGGCUAUAAACUAGGACAAGGUUUAGGCAAACAACAUCAAAGAAUCACGGAGCCUAUCAUUGCCCAAGGACAAACUCAUAGGGCUGGACUGGGUUACCUUUUUUUCUAG
Messenger RNA from Callorhinus ursinus (northern fur seal), 438 nucleotides. RefSeq names its product endogenous retrovirus group K member 19 Pro protein-like. Lineage: Eukaryota; Metazoa; Chordata; Mammalia; Carnivora; Otariidae. The record is from RefSeq and is a predicted model, not a curated record. Gene Ontology annotation, molecular function: nucleic acid binding; aspartic-type endopeptidase activity. Gene Ontology annotation, biological process: proteolysis.